This is a messenger RNA of Cetraspora pellucida, 420 nucleotides long. The record is from the annotation of a GenBank genome assembly. NCBI's taxonomy places the organism in Eukaryota, Fungi, Glomeromycota, Glomeromycetes, Diversisporales, Gigasporaceae.
CACCCCCAUGAAAGUGAAGCAAAUCACAACCCAAGCGAAAGCAAUACAAGUCCGAAUCCCUGUGAAAGUAAAGCAAUUCUGAACCCCCAUGAAAGCAAAGCAAGUCUGAACCCCCAUGAAAGCAAAGCAAGUCUGAACCCUUAUGAAAGCGAAGCAAGUUUGAACCUCCAUGAAAGCGAAGCAAGUCUAAACUCUUGUGAAAGUGAAGCAAGUCUAAACCCCUAUGAAAGCGAAACAAGUCUGAACCUCUGUGAAAGCAAAGCAAAUUCGAAUGCCUGUGAAAGUAAUGCAAAUCUGAAUUCCUGUGAAAGUGAAGAAAAUCUGAAUCCCUGUGAAAGUGAAGCAAAUUUAAAUUUCUGUGAAAGUGAAGCAAAUAAGAACCCUCCUGAAAGCAAAAGUAGUUAUCCUAAUAAAAAUGAA